AUGCCUCAAAACGAAUAUAUUGAACAACACAUCAAACAACAUGGUAGAAGAUUUGACCAUGAAGAAAGGCAGAGGAAGAAGAAAGCAAGAGAGGGCCAUCGUGUAGCUAAAGAUGCUCAAAACUUGAAGGGAUGGAGAGCUAAGCAAUUCGCCAAAAAGAGAUAUAGUGAAAAGGUAUCGAUGAAGAAGAAGAUCAAGGCUCAUCAAGAAAGUAAAGUCAAGGGUCCAUCAACUCCUAAGGAAGAAGAUGGCGAAGCUUUGCCUACAUAUCUUUUGGAUCGUCAAACUAACAAUACUGCCAAAGCUUUAUCAUCCAGUAUAAAGCAAAAGAGAUUGGAAAAGGCCGACAAGUUUUCUGUUCCUUUACCUAAAGUUAGAGGUAUUUCCGAAGAAGAGAUGUUCAAAGUGAUCAAGACUGGUAAGAAAAAGAGCAAGAGUUGGAAAAGAAUGAUUACAAAACACACAUUUGUUGGAGAAGGUUUCACCAGAAGACCAGUGAAAAUGGAAAGAAUUAUACGUCCUUCAGCUUUGAGGCAAAAGAAAGCCAAUGUCACUCACCCAGAAUUGGGAGUCACUGUUUUUUUACCGAUCUUGGGUGUGAAAAAGAAUCCGCAAUCACCAAUGUAUACUCAAUUGGGUGUUUUGACCAGGGGUACCAUUAUUGAAGUAAAUGUUUCCGAAUUGGGAUUGGUUACUGCUGGUGGUAAAGUGGUUUGGGGUAAGUAUGCACAAAUCACAAAUGAACCAGAUAGAGAUGGCUGCGUCAAUGCUGUCUUGUUGGUAUAA
Molecule: messenger RNA, 786 nt
Organism: Lodderomyces parapsilosis
Lineage: Eukaryota; Fungi; Ascomycota; Pichiomycetes; Serinales; Debaryomycetaceae
Product: NSA2 family ribosome biogenesis protein
Exons: 1
Coding region: 1-786 (261 amino acids)
Biological process (GO): maturation of 5.8S rRNA; maturation of LSU-rRNA
Cellular component (GO): nucleolus; preribosome, large subunit precursor
Source: RefSeq, a predicted model, not a curated record